UAGGAUGGAGAAUACCAGCGCUAAGAUCCAGUCAGACUAUGAGGGUGCAUUUCGAAAAGCGGAGCUGACAUUUCUUUACGCAAGAGUCUAUGAUCCUAUCACUAAAUCCAUGGUGCAUCUGAGCCCAGUGCCAGAAGAGCUCCAAGAACUCUUCCAGACCGAAGAAUACGAUUUUCUUGGGCCAGUUCUCGAAGAAACCAUCAUACAGGAUAUUGCGAUGGGAAAAAUAAACCCGAUUUCCAAAGCUAAGCUUAGCUACCCAUUAAAUCAAUGGCCAAUGCAAAAGCCGACUCAGAUACUUACUGGAAAGGAAAAUAAGUUGAGUCAUGUAUUGCAUCGAUAAGUAUCUGCGCCCGUCAAUGCCCUCAACGAAGUCGAUUCAUGCAUACUUUGGGAAAGCACCAAUGCCAACAGCAACAUCACCAUCAAUAUCCUCAUCAAUACUUUCGAAAGCGGAUAUUUUAGUUACAGAGAAGGCUCAAAAGCGAGAACCACUCCCAGCUCCUGGUGUGAUUUCAAAACGAAGGACUCUUGAAAAGACACCAUUAUCUGAAUCCACAUCUUUAAUUGUAGUUGAAGCACGCAGUCGUUUCUUUGGACUCGAAGCCUCUUUAGAGUCUAGCGAAGGCGGAUAUGCUACCAAAAAAACGCGAUCGCCAGUGAUCCGAGAGGAUAGUGGCACAGGUUUGGACGAGGCAUGUUUACUGCAGCUUCCAUCGAUCUAUGGCUCUCAACAAGAUGCGCACAGCUCCUCAUCUCAGGAAUCAUCCAAGUCAGAUAGCCCAUCGUUGGUUUUAUCUACACCUUCCUCUCAGGAGAUAUCAGAAACUAAAAAAGCAGAGACCAAAGUGAUUCAGGGAUGGCGCGAGAAAUUCUCUAACCCCCUCGGACCUACAUUAACUGCCGCCACAGGACUUACACGGACAUUUCAGCCAGGUACUGUAAAGGUCAAGAGCAUGCGAUCAUCAGCAAAGAGCCAUUCAUCAAAACAUCCGAGAGCAGUCAGUUCAAUGCAGCAAGAACGGGUCAAGAGCUCAUGUCAGGAUACAUCGACAGUCUUGAAUAAGACUCCAAAGCAUCUACCCCUACAUUCUAUUAAUAAUAAUAAUAUACAUUACCAAACAAAUACCAUGCAUCGACCAUCCGAUUCUUAUCCCAGAACUUUGAUUACCAAGUCCCCCAAAGCAAGCCUACCACACAUGUCGGACGUGGUCAUGUUACGAUUGGGAGGAGCAAAUGCUCUGCCGCAGACAAUAGAGGCUGAGAAUGAGAACGAAAGCGGUAAUGUAAGGAGCACGAUGCUGAAUCUUGAUCGUUUCAAAUAUACCCCUGUCAUUACUCCUGCAGUACCAGAGAGUCCAUAAAUAGGUGUUGUAGGGUGUUUGGAUGCUAAUUGAUGUGCUGUGUGACGUUCUCAUCCCUUGUAUUGAACAUAUUGAACAUACAAUAAAGCGCACUAAUUUUUUCGAUCCUGAAC
Lobosporangium transversale is the source of this 1477-nucleotide messenger RNA. RefSeq lists its product as hypothetical. The coding region runs from base 327 to 1364 and encodes 345 amino acids. The record is from RefSeq and is a predicted model, not a curated record. The transcript has 4 exons. Lineage: Eukaryota; Fungi; Mortierellomycota; Mortierellomycetes; Mortierellales; Mortierellaceae.